CUUGCACAUCACCACCAUCAUCACCAUCACCGCCUCAUCAACCGUCACCAAAAAGUCUGCCCUCUGCAGCCACCGACGACGCAGCGGCAACUGAUCUCGCGCCACUGAUUCUGCGUGUCAUCUCACUCGCACCUUGUCAGUUCCUUCUUCGCCGCCGCCGCCGCGCCCUCGCCUGCCCGUUGCGCCCGAAGAAUCCACAUUCACGAUGGCGGCCGGCGACUCGAGCCGGAUCCAGGAGGCCCAGAAGCUGGCCAAGACGGAUCCUCGGCAGGCAGAGGCUAUCUACAAAGAUAUCACCUCCAAGGCGCCCCAGGCGACUUCCGAUGCCGCCACCAGAGAAUACGAGACGGCCUUGAUAAGCUUGGGCGAGCUCUACAGGGAUGAGAAGAAGACGCAACAAUUGGUAGACCUGGUGCGCGAGAGCCGCUCCGUCUUCUCGUCCUUUGCCAAGGCAAAGUCUUCCAAGUUGGUCCGGCAAUUGCUCGACCUCUUCAAGGACAUACCAAACAGCACCGACACCGAGGUAUACGUCACAAAAGACUGCAUCGAAUGGGCCACGGCCGAGCGCCGCGCCUUCCAGCGCCAGGACCUUGAGGUCCGCCUCGUUGCCCUCUACAUGACCAAGCAAUCCUACUACGACGCCCUGACCCUCAUCAACGGCCUCCUGCGUGAGCUCAAGCGCCUCGACGACAAGCUUCGCCUCGUCGAGGUUCAGCUCCUCGAGUCGAGGGUCUACCACGCUCUCGGCAACAUCCCUAAGGCCCGCGCCGCCCUCACCACCGCCCGGACGAGCGCCGCCAGUGUCUACACGCCGCCCAUGCUGCAAGCCAACCUCGACAUGCAGAGCGGUAUGCUCCACGCUGAAGACAAGGACUUCAACACGGCAUUCUCCUACUUCAUCGAGGCCCUGGACGGCUAUCACAGCCUCGACGAGAGCGCCAAGGCCCAGGCGGCCCUGCAGUACAUGCUGCUGUGCAAAAUCAUGCUCAACCUCGUCGACGACGUUAACCAGCUCAUGGCCUCCAAGCAGGCUGUCAAGUACGCGGGAAAGAACCUUGAGGCCAUGAAGGCCAUCGCCCGCGCGCACUCGAACCGCUCUCUCGAGGAGUACGAGCGCGCCCUGUCGUCGUACCGCUACGAGUUGGGCAGCGACGCCUUCAUCCGCAACCAUCUGCGGCGCCUCUACGACGCCAUGCUCGAGCAGAACCUCAUCAAGGUCAUUGAGCCCUUCUCCCGUGUUGAGAUUGACCACAUCGCCAAGAUGGUCGGCCUCGACACCCAGCAGGUCGAGCGCAAGCUGUCCCAAAUGAUACUCGACAAGGUCAUCAUCGGCGUCCUGGACCAGGGCGCGGGCUGCCUCAUCGUCUUUGACGAGGCGCAGCGCGACGAGUCGUACGACGCGGCCCUGGCCACCAUUGAGAAGUUGAGCAACGUCGUGGACGUGCUGUACACGAACCAGGCAUCCAUGCUCGAGUAGACGGACGGCGGGGAGCUUGGAGGGUCCCAGGGCGGUGGCGGGGGAAAGCGGGUGUCUUUUGUACUGUAUCAUGUAUGUCACCGGUAGAUAUGCGGCGUUGAACAAGGACUCACCCGACGAGCUGCGUGGCGUGGCGUGCAAACAGCUGCGCUGGUAUCUCAUCUUGUCUCUUUCGUGAG
Molecule: messenger RNA, 1656 nt
Organism: Purpureocillium takamizusanense
Lineage: Eukaryota; Fungi; Ascomycota; Sordariomycetes; Hypocreales; Ophiocordycipitaceae
Gene: RPN6
Product: 26S proteasome regulatory subunit rpn6
Exons: 3
Coding region: 206-1477 (423 amino acids)
Biological process (GO): ubiquitin-dependent protein catabolic process
Cellular component (GO): proteasome regulatory particle, lid subcomplex
Molecular function (GO): structural molecule activity
Source: RefSeq, a predicted model, not a curated record